Messenger RNA from Peromyscus maniculatus bairdii (prairie deer mouse), 3476 nucleotides. RefSeq names its product transcription factor like 5 (gene Tcfl5). Gene Ontology annotation, cellular component: nucleus. Gene Ontology annotation, biological process: regulation of DNA-templated transcription; spermatogenesis. The record is from RefSeq and is a predicted model, not a curated record. NCBI's taxonomy places the organism in Eukaryota, Metazoa, Chordata, Mammalia, Rodentia, Cricetidae. Gene Ontology annotation, molecular function: RNA polymerase II cis-regulatory region sequence-specific DNA binding; protein dimerization activity; DNA-binding transcription factor activity, RNA polymerase II-specific.
GACCGUACGCGUCCGCCUGGAGGACCGCUUCAACAGCAUGCCGGCCGAGCCGCCUGCGCCUCGCGGUGCUGAGCCCGGCGAGUCGGGCGUGGCGCUCAACAAUUUGGUAACUCUUAUUCGACAUCCAUCUGAAUUAAUGAAUGUUCCUCUUCACCAGCAACAAAACAAAUGUACGACCUUAGUGAAAAAUAAAACUGCUGCUGCCACUACUGCUUUGCAGUUCACCUACCCGCUGUUUACAAGUGCCUGUCCCACUGGUGGGAAUGCCAGCCUUGCACAGACACAGAGUUCUAGUAACUCAUGUUCUAUACUGGAAGCUGCCAAGCACCAGGAUAUUGGACUGCCUAGAGCAUUUUCUUUCUGUUACCAGCAAGAGAUUGAGUCCACCAAACAGACAGGAGGUAGUAGAAACAAAGCCUUGCCCGAGCAGGUUUGGAUUAAGGUGGGAGAAGAAGCGCUAUGUAAACAAGCAAUCAAUAAGAGGAAUCGGAGUAGAAUCCGCCAGUUGGAUACAAGUGUGGAGCGAAGAGCCCUUGGAGAGAUUCAGAAUGUGGGCGAAGGCUCUACAGCUUCACAGGGUACCUGGCAGUCUUCUGAGUCCUCACAGUCAAACCUGGGGGAGCAGACGCAGAGUGGACCCCAGGGAGGAAGGUCUCAGCGUCGGGAGAGGCAUAACCGAAUGGAAAGAGAUAGAAGGCGCAGAAUCCGCAUUUGCUGUGAUGAGCUGAAUCUUUUAGUUCCAUUCUGCAAUGCGGAGACAGAUAAAGCAACAACCCUUCAGUGGACCACAGCAUUCCUGAAGUACAUUCAGGAAAGACAUGGGGAUUCCCUUAAAAAGCCCCUGCUGCAAAACAGACCCACACCAGAUGCUGAGGUCCAAUGUGGAGUUGAUACAGCAGGUAAUAAACACAGCUUCCCAGAGAAGAAGAAAAGACUGCCACUAGCAUUGGAUGGGCUCUGCAGUGUGGAUGAAGAACCCAGAAGCUAGAGCUUUUGCUGAGGCUGAUAUAGUGCCAUUUGCCACAGCACAGCCUGUGUUCAAGGGCUCAGGGUUGGGACAUGUAGCUUGAUGACUACAAGUUUCUAAAUGUCCUCAUAAGAGCAUGGUUGGCACAGAUGGAGCAGUAGGAAGCCAAGAGAUAGAGUCAUACUUCUCAGAUACUCUCGAAUUCUCAGGAAACUACUGUUACAAGAUUUUUUUCCCCCCUCUAGAACAUGCCACCAGAAGUACCUGUCCGCCACCCAGCAAGUACAUAUAACUUAUAUGUCACUAAGUGGCCAAAAGUAUGCAGUGCUCUGUUCUAAAAAAAUAAAGUGUCUUGCACAAAAUAACCCUGUACUCCUUGUCCUGCUCUGUGCCUGCCUUGCCCAUGGACUAUUCUGGGUCCCUCCUUGCUGAGGGCUGUGCUCCAGCUUCUUUGAUUUAUUCUGUAUGCAUUAAUAUUUUUUGUCAAAAGUUUGCUUUUUAUUAAUUAAAUACCCAUCCUUCCUCUGUCCUUCUGUCCUUCCCAAAUUAAAAAUUUAUGUUCUUUAGUCUCUUCCUAACGAGUGCAUUUAAAGCAAACAUUUCUUUUUUUCUUUGUAUUAGUGUUAGGAAACAAGACCUCAUAGCUCAUGUAACUCAGGCUGGCCUCAGACUCUGUGUAGCUGAGGUUGACCUUGAACUUCUGGUCUUCCUGCCUUUUCUUCUCAAGUGCCAGAAUUACAGGCAGUUUAUGCUGGGGAUUGGACCCAGGGCAUGAAUACCCUCUCAACUCCACCUUCCUCUCAGGUCUACUCCCAGAAGCAGUUAGUUACUGUUCCCAUACUGUUCAGCCAGAGAUGGGCCCAGGUGGGCCCUCAAGACAUCCCUUGGCUUUCUGCACUGGUUUCUAGGACAUCACCCUCUUGGGGCCAAGGAUGUGACUCAGUGGUAGAGUACUUGCAAGGCCCUGGGUUUGAUCUCCAGUGCUGGAAAACAAAACAAGACAAUGAGAUACCACUUCAAUAUUGGUCAGGAGAACAAAACAAAAUCUGAAAAUAACCAGAGUUAGGAAAGAUCUGGAGGAAUUCUAACCCUUGUGUGUGCCUUGAUGGUGAAAUGUGAAGUAGUGCGGCUACUGUGGAGAACAGUAUGGUAGUUCUCAGAACAGAACUGCCAAAAGACCCAGCAAUUCCACACACAGUGUAAAUCCAGGAGAUGGAAAACAGGAAUCAAACUGACAUUUGUCUCUGAGCAUUCACAGCAGCAGUGCUUAUCAACAGAGAGUGGACAAGCAGAAUGUUUUGUGGACACCCAUGGCAAUGUUCAGCCAUGAGAAGGAUUGACGGUCUGGCACCUGCUGUACGGACACUCCUUGACAAACUGGGUGAGAUAAGCUAGUCACCAAUGUGAGGUCCCUGGAAUAGAUCUGACUCAGAGAUGGAAACUUACUGGUGUGUGUCAGGGCAGGCAAUGGGAUGCCAUGGUUAAUGAGGACAGUUUCUGUUUGGAAUGAUAAGAGACAUUUUGGAAGAAGCUCUGGUGACGGACACUGUACUGUGUUCUUAUGCCCUGGAAUUGUAAACUUGGAAGUGGUGAAAACACCAAAUUUUACUAUACAUAUUUACCAAAGCAGGAACAUACAAACCUAGAUUUAUGAGUCUACAACACUAUACAUAAAAAAAGAAAAAAAUUCUAAACUUGAACAAAAACAAUGGAACAGUGAAGGCCCACAUCCAUGAACCCAACCUCCUCUCACUUUAGUGAAUUCAAGCACUUCCUAUUUUCAUUUGUAGACAGCUAUUCCGAUGUCUGCCUCUGCACUCAUUUGUGUAUUUGAAUUGAAAUCCAAAUACUGAUCUCUUUCCUCUCAGGGUCACUUAUCUUGUAGGAAUUCCCACAUUCUGCAUUUCACAAAUUCAUAGAAAUGGUUAACUACUUGUUUCCUGCAUCUUCAAGACUAGCCUUCUUGAGUGUCUCCCCCACCCUCCCAAUACUUGGGCCAUCAGACUUGGUGUAGCUAUCUGGUAACAUUGAGGCAAACCCUGUGUUUAGGGGGCCAGCCGUGUGGAGACUUUAGACCUAAGGCCUUUUAAAAGGCAGGGGAAGCCGGGUGAAUAAGCAGAGACUAGCAGCCUGCAGGGAGUUGCUCUUGGUCUCACUGUGUGCAGGGACUGUACCUAGUCCUUGGCUGACCAAGGAUCCUCACCAGUGUGUAUGAAGGGACAGCCACCGACCUGGAUACUUAACAAAUUAUGAAAAUGGUACAUUUUAUGUUUUUUAACCAUAAAAAUGGCCAUUUUGGCAUAUACUCAGACUGAGAAUUUAUUGGAAAAUCUUUUUAAAAAAUAGUGUAACCGCUGUUGAGGGAAAUUUUUGUUUUUUCCUGUUUUCUCACAUACCUGCUCACCAAGGUGUGACAUUUGUAAUACCUUAGCUCAUACUUUGAGAUACUUUACAUGGCUCCUAAUUUCAGCCUCUUGUGCUUUUGAAACUAGCAGCGUUCACAUCUUUG